AUGAAGGCCACGCCCCUCAUCAUCAAUUGGCACGACCAAAAUGCCCCCGUCUACUCGGCACACUUCGAGCCCGGCGGGAAAGGUCGUCUUGCAACCGCCGGUGGUGAUAACCACGUUCGAAUUUGGAAGGUUGAGUCUGAUGGGUCGGAGCGAAAGGUGGAAUAUCUAUCCACUUUGUCCAAGCACAACCAAGCUGUCAAUGUAGUUCGCUGGGCUCCCAAAGGCGAAACCCUCGCGUCGGCCGGCGAUGAUGGCAAUGUAAUUCUCUGGGUACCAAGCGAACUCGCUACCUCGAAUUUUGGCGGAGAUGCCAUGGAAGAUAAGGAAUCAUGGCGAGCGAAACAUAUGUGUCGAUCUAGCGGAGCUGAGAUAUAUGACCUGGCUUGGUCUCCCGAUGCUGUGCACUUCAUCAUUGGAAGCAUGGACAACAUUGCUAGGAUAUACAAUGCUAACUCUGGCACCCUCGUCAGGCAAAUCGCCGAGCAUAGCCAUUACGUCCAGGGCGUUACCUGGGAUCCGCUCAACGAAUACAUUGCUACGCAGUCUUCCGAUCGAUCUGUGCACAUUUACUCUCUCAAAACAAAAGACGGCCAAUAUACCCUCAGUCACGACGAUAAACCCCCUCGUUUGGCUAGCCAUAUCAAGGCAGAUUUGCCGCCUCGACGAAUAUCGUCGAGCAGUCCUGCCCCUCCAGACUUUGGCCAUCGGGCGCAGCUUUCCAUGAUGGAUUCAAGUGCCUCUGUCGGGUCACCUGUACCGUCCGCACCGGGGACACCAACGUCGAUUCCCUUACCGAUGAAUCCUCCUAGCGUCGUGAGCCAUAGUCGAAGAUCAUCGUUCUCGUCACGGCGUUCGGUUUCACCUGCCCCGACGUUGCCUCUUCCGGCCGUAAUGCCUAUGGAAGCUUCGCCCAAACCCCAGAUGGGCACCAAGAACGCUAGCCUUUAUGCUAACGAGACAUUGACCUCGUUCUUCCGUCGACUCACAUUUACGCCCGAUGGCAGUCUUCUGCUAACACCAUCCGGCCAGUAUCAAACCCAGCACCACUCGGAGAAGGAUGCCAAGCCCACCUACGAAGUGAUCAAUACCGUCUAUAUAUAUACGCGAGGUGGCAUCAAUAAACCCCCGAUUGCCCACUUGCCGGGGCACAAGAAACCGUCGGUUGUGGUGAAGUGCUCUCCCGUAUACUACACGUUGCGUCAGUCACCACCUGUUACGAAACAUAUCACCAUCGACACCUCAUCAGCCGAAGAGCAACUGCCAUCAUUGCCAGAACCUGUAUCCAAGUCUUCUCCUGGUGCCGCAGUCAUGGAGCCACCGCCACCUCCCGCGAGCGUGUCAUCCGAGACGGGUGGCUCUCAGUCCAAGUCACUUAGCGUCGAGACCGAUGCAUCGACGCCUGGCCCAAAGCCCGCCUUCUCCCUCCCAUAUCGCAUGGUUUAUGCCGUUGCAACCCAGGAUUCCGUAUUAUUGUACGAUACUCAGCAAAAGACUCCAAUCUGUAUUGUGAGCAACCUGCAUUGCGCCACCUUUACUGAUCUUGCUUGGUCGAGCGAUGGUCUCACUUUGAUCAUCUCAUCCUCAGAUGGAUUUUGUUCAACUCUCUCAUUUUCAACAGGAGAGCUGGGUGAGAUUUACAAAGGCGAGGUCGGUCCCCCAAAGACGACAGCGACUGUAACAACUGCAGCUUCCAAUCAAAACACGCCAACUCCGACGCCGACGACGAGCUUCGCACCUCCCUCCCCUUUCCCGAACGGAUCUCACCACCACCGCAACUCAGCCAGUUCAUUUACGGCACCAUCACCACCCGCCACGGCGCCUGCAGGAUCACAACGGCCAUCGUCUCCUACACGCUCCAAUUCCACAUCAUCAGUGGCAACGCAGUCUUCGUCCGUUCCAACGGGCGUCGUUAGCAACCCUACUCUCAUUGCUGGCAGUGUCCCAGCCUUGACGGCAGCCAACUCUGGAAAGGCACAGGGCAUUCCGAUCACAACGCCACCAGAAACGCCCAGAAGUGCUGCGGGAAGCGUUGCAGGCACGAAACGAGAUGCCAGUGAAAGCGAAAAAGAAGAUGCCAAGGAGCCUAAGAAGAGGCGAAUUGCGCCAACUCCCGUGGAAAAGGCGUAG
Pochonia chlamydosporia 170 is the source of this 2127-nucleotide messenger RNA. RefSeq names its product chromatin assembly factor 1 subunit B. Gene Ontology annotation, cellular component: nucleus; CAF-1 complex. Gene Ontology annotation, molecular function: protein binding. The transcript has 4 exons. Bases 1 to 2127 code for a protein of 708 amino acids. Lineage: Eukaryota; Fungi; Ascomycota; Sordariomycetes; Hypocreales; Clavicipitaceae. The record is from RefSeq and is a predicted model, not a curated record. Gene Ontology annotation, biological process: DNA replication-dependent chromatin assembly; nucleosome assembly.